Pediculus humanus corporis (human body louse) is the source of this 2187-nucleotide messenger RNA. RefSeq lists its product as uncharacterized. The record is from RefSeq and is a predicted model, not a curated record. The transcript has 2 exons. The coding region runs from base 1 to 2187 and encodes 728 amino acids. NCBI's taxonomy places the organism in Eukaryota, Metazoa, Arthropoda, Insecta, Psocodea, Pediculidae.
AUGAAACCAGGAAGUUCAAACGUGAGACGUCGUCGAUCGGCAAACGUCACAAAUUUUGAUGAUAAAACAAAAUGCGGUUCACCAUCGUCGAAUCCGGUGGUUGUUGGACAAUGUAAAAAUAUUCAUUCUGAGGUUGAAAUUUUUCCAACGGAACUCAUGAGAAGUCCUUUGACUUCAAUCAAAAGAAAAAGUUUAAAUAACGAUGCGGGAGGAGGAGGGAGCAUUUUAUUAACGGAUGAUAAAAGAAAACAACAAAAUGAAAAAUCUCUGAAGUUGAAUGUUCGUUUGGAAAACGGUAGAAUACUUCCCGGCGGUAGCAAAUCCGAUUCUUCUUAUUCGAGUCAACAACAGAAAGAAGGUACGAUGACGGUUAGAAAUCACGGUAGGACUACGACGGCGAACACGAAAUCCAUGGAUGUUGCCACUCGUGCAGAAAUAUUAGCGGCUUCCACAUUGAAAAUGAUCAGUCGAUUAGAUGAAAUAAAUAAAAAAAGUAAAAAAACUCAGGGAAAUACAACGGGGAAAGGAGUUUUUCAAAGGUUGUCGUCCUUAGAAAAACAAUCUUCGCCCUUAAAUUCUGUGAUAUUAAACGAUUGUAAAAAUGUCUGCGGUUCGAGUAAGGAAAAAGAAUCGUCGCCGCAAAUUGAAAAUGUUAAAAUCCCAUUUUCUAAUAGUUCUGUAAGAAAUUUAGUUUCGCCGAAUAGAAAAAUUUCAUCCGUGCAAUCUCGGAUCAAAUCGGAUGUGUUCAAUAAUAGAUCUUCGUCUUUGUUAUCGACGUCAAAGCUGAAUAGAUCCACGUCAUCGGCAAGAGAAUCGCCAAAAUUUGACGACUUAAAACCGAAUAGAAAAGCCAAAGUUGAAAAUAAUUACGUGAAACCGUCGUCGAUAUUAAAAAAUAAAACGACUCAGUCGAUUUCGAAAAUCGAAAACAAACAAAAGGAAAAAGGAAAACCGGUUUCGAUAUUGAAAAGAAAAUCUUUUUCACUCGACGAUGAAACGCAUUCGAAUUCACCGCCGCCCGUGACGUUUUCUCCGUCCGCAAUAAAAAAAGAUUGUUCGGAUUCUAAAAAACAAGGGAUACUUAAAAAAAGAAGGAGUUUAGACGAGAGCGAAGUUUUAAGAAAGAGAAGCAAUUCCUCCGAUGCGAAUCUAACGGAUUUUAAAUCGAUAUUGAAAAAUCAAAGGAGAUCUUCGAUGGAAGAAUUGAGAAGAAGAUCUCGUUCGCCCGAGGCGGGAAUCCCUCAGGGGAUUUUAAAACGAAAAUGCAGUAAAGAAGAAGAAUUUGAGGAUGUAACAACGAACGUCGGAUUAUUCGUCGAACCUCAGGGAAUAUUAAAGAAAAAAUUGAAUCCCAUCGUUAAUUCGUUUCAACCUCACGUUAAAAUAUCGGAUAAUGUUAUUCUUGCCGCGACGGAAGGGAUCUCCGACAUACAACUGACGUCGGAUAACGUCAGACCGAUAUUGAAGAAAAAAUCAUCUUCUGAAGAACACAGCACUUCCGAUUUAUCACUUGCCGAACUUCCCAAAUCGAUAUUGAAGAAAAAAUCAAGUUUGGAGGGAGAAGACGGAGAGGAAAAACCCAAGAAACCCAUUUUGAAAACGAGUUCUAGAAUACCUUCUUUGGAAGAUGCGGAAGAAUUUAAAAUUCGGAAAAGUUUACUGUUUUCGAAUUUUGACGUGGAACCAGCCAAACCCAUUUUAAAAAGAGAAAACAGCCGUUCGAAAAUGUUUGAUUUUUUCAACGGAAACCACGAUGAUGAUGAUGAUGAUGAUGAAAUUUCAUUAAACAUAAGAAUACUUAACAGGCCGCGUUCAUUAUCGGAAGCAACGACCAACCACGUGACCGACGUUUUCGUUAAAAGAAGAUCUUUGGAAUUUCAACCUUUUUACGUUAAAAAUUUCGAGGAGGAAUUUAAAAAAACAGAAGUGGAACCUUUGAAAAAAACACAUUUGAAAUUUGAAGACGUGAAAAAUCCGAAUCUUGAAUCCGGGGAUCCGGAAGUUUUUCUUCGGGAUUCCGAAUCCACCAAUCAAGAAGGGAUUGAUAAUCUUCAUUCCCCACCUUCUGCCGCAGAUAAUGUUUUAUAUUCGGAUUCAUCGGAUGUCAAUCAAUCGAAUUUUUCCGAUUCUGAUGUUGGCAAAACCGUGGAUGAUCCACUCGAACAAGUACCGGAUGAAAAAAGGUAA